AUGGCGGGUUCCGGAGCGCGCCCGGGCCUGGGCGGGGGCCGUCGGGGGCCGCUGGCCGCGCGGCGGCGGCUGCUGCUGCUGCUGCUGCUGCUGCUGGUUCCCCCAGCCACCCUCGGUGCAGCCGCCAUCUCGGCGCCCCCGGAGUGCGGACGGCCGCGGCGGCUGGACAGGGUGGUGGGCGGCCAGGACAGCGGCGACGCCGAGUGGCCGUGGGUGGUGAGCAUCCGCAAGAACGGCACCCACCACUGCGCGGGCUCGCUGCUCACCAGGCGCUGGGUGGUCACUGCCGCCCACUGCUUCAAGGGUUACCUGGAGCAGCUCUCCCUGUUCUCCGUGCUGCUGGGGGCCUGGAAGCUGGGGAGCCCCGGGCCCCGCGCGCAGCGGGCGGGCGUCGCCUGGGUGCUGCCCCACCCGCGCUACUCCUGGAAGGAGGCCGCGGGCGCCGACAUCGCCCUGCUGCGCCUCCAUCCCCCCGUCCAGUUCUCCGAGCGGGUCCUGCCCAUCUGCCUUCCAGACGCUUCCGUCCGCCUCCCGCCGCACACCCAGUGCUGGAUCGCGGGCUGGGGGAGCAUCCGUGACGGAGUGCCCCUGCCCCACCCUCAGACCCUGCAGAAGCUGAGGGUGCCCAUCAUCGACUCUGGGAUCUGCAGCCUCCUGUACUGGCGGGGAGCCGGGCAGGAAGCCAUCACCGAGGACAUGCUGUGUGCGGGCUACCUGGAGGGCCAGCGGGAUGCCUGCCUGGGCGACUCCGGGGGCCCCCUCAUGUGCCAGGUCGAGGGGUCCUGGCUGCUCGGGGGCAUCAUCAGCUGGGGCGAGGGCUGCGCAGAGCGGAACCGACCCGGCGUCUACACCAACCUCCUGGCGCACCGCUCCUGGGUGCAGAGGGUCGUGCAGGGGGUGCAGCUCCGCGGGCGUCCGCGGGGCGGCGGGACCACGGGGCCCCGGGGGCCGGGGAGGGGCGCGGGAGCCCGGGACCGCGGCCGCCUCCUCCCUGGUGAGUAAGCCGUUGGCCUCUGGGGGGCGCGCGCGGGCUGCGCUGGCGGAGGCCACGCCCACCGGGAGAGCCACGCCCACCGAGCCACCGCCCAGCGACCCGGCCACACCCUUCGAGUCGGCCACGCCCCGAUCUGGCCACGCCCCGAUCUGGCCACGCCCCUGGCCGGCCGCUGCUGUCCCCGCCAUGUAAAUAGGUUGCUCUGAUUUUUACAGCGCUUUGUG
Molecule: messenger RNA, 1218 nt
Organism: Dipodomys spectabilis (banner-tailed kangaroo rat)
Lineage: Eukaryota; Metazoa; Chordata; Mammalia; Rodentia; Heteromyidae
Product: brain-specific serine protease 4-like
Biological process (GO): proteolysis
Molecular function (GO): serine-type endopeptidase activity
Source: RefSeq, a predicted model, not a curated record